CACGUGGCGGGCGAGACGUGAAGCAGUCUAGUGAUGGCGUCUUCACGAGGCCCUUGAAGGUGGGCUCACGCCAGGGACAGGGCAGUGCCACUGUGGGUUACGGAACGUGGGAAGGGCACGACCACACCACCCAUACUCGGUGACGCCACGGCAUGUUGCCCUGGCCGCCUCCGCGGUGGGGCGCGGUUGAAGAGGAGGUGCCUGCGGUGCCAGGCCCCUUGGAGGGCAGUGACCAGGGCGAGGCCUGGAGCUCUGGAGAGGAAGCUCUGGGGGAGCCAGGAACACCCCCACAGGACAGCCCGCAGCCCCAGGCCCUCACAUCAUCCUGGACCCAGAGAGGGCAGCUACAGACAGAGGAGCUACCACCCUGCCACCACCUGGGUCUGAUCCCUGACGCUGAGCAUUCCCUGAGAUCCUCAGGUAGGACCGGGCCUGCUGCCUCUAAUCCCCACCAAGACCUCACUGCCCCUGAGCCUAUUUUAACCCCUUCGAGUGUCCCCCCAGUUCCCCUUUCCCCCCAGAUGAUCCGGGAGGUGGCUCCCUCAAGGAUGAGUCUGCUAGCGCCCUGGGACCCCAACUACCAGGCCAAAUCAGGACCCCAGCUGGUGUGGGGGGCUAGCUAUGGGUCAGGUGCCUCCUUCACAGGCCGCACACUGUGUCAUCCUUCCUUCUGGCCACUGUAUGAGGCAGCCUCCAGCAGGGGUAUCAGGCCUCGGACCUUCAUGAGCCCUGGAACAGGGCCUCAAAAUGGAGAGUGGGCAGUGCAGGAUACAGGGCUCCCGGUGAUGUGCCGAGAAGAUGUCUUUCUGUGCGACCCUUUGCUGCCCUGUGGGCAGCGUGUUCCCCUGUACCUGUCUGAGGCCCCACAGCAGGUGAUGGGUUCCCUGAAGUUGCUGCUCCCACCCCCUGUUAUGUCCCCCUGGGUUCUCCCCAGCCGUUCCCAGAGCUGCUCCACUGCCUGGCUCAGUGGGCCAGAGCUGAUCGCCCUCACUGGCCUGCUGCAGAUGAGCCAGGGGGAGCCGAGACCCAACUCUUCAUCAGCUCCUGCAGCCCCAGCUGUCCCCCCAGACCCUCCAGGCAGCAGUGGUGGCCCCAGCUGUUCUCACUGCACUGACCCCUCUCUCCCACAGACCCCAGACACCCAUUGUCCGUAGCUCUCCUGGGGCAGAGUGGACCCCUCCUCUCCCUGCUCCAGGCAGGUUCUGUUGACAAUAAAACAGUGUUUGC
Messenger RNA from Nycticebus coucang (slow loris), 1227 nucleotides. It is a transcript of the gene SAP25, whose product is annotated as Sin3A associated protein 25. The coding region runs from base 153 to 1154 and encodes 333 amino acids. NCBI's taxonomy places the organism in Eukaryota, Metazoa, Chordata, Mammalia, Primates, Lorisidae. The record is from RefSeq and is a predicted model, not a curated record. Gene Ontology annotation, biological process: regulation of DNA-templated transcription. The transcript is spliced from 5 exons. Gene Ontology annotation, cellular component: cytoplasm; nucleus.